Molecule: messenger RNA, 2893 nt
Organism: Leptosomus discolor (cuckoo roller)
Lineage: Eukaryota; Metazoa; Chordata; Aves; Leptosomiformes; Leptosomidae
Source: RefSeq, a predicted model, not a curated record
UUGCAGAUAGCGGCUCAGGCAGUGUUAUUUAUGUGUAUGAACACUGCAGGAAUCUUCAUUAGCUACCUAUCAGACAGAGCACAACGUCAAGCCUUCCUGGAGACCAGAAGAUGUGUAGAAGCCAGACUGAGACUAGAGACAGAAAAUCAGCGACAGGAACGGCUGGUGCUUUCUGUCUUACCACGGUUUGUAGUCCUUGAAAUGAUAAACGAUAUGACCAACGUAGAAGAUGAACAUUUGCAACACCAGUUUCAUAAGAUCUACAUUCAUCGUUAUGAGAAUGUCAGCAUUCUUUUUGCGGAUGUUAAAGGAUUCACCAACCUCUCCACAACUCUGUCAGCCCAGGAGUUGGUCCGAAUGCUGAAUGAACUCUUUGCCAGAUUUGAUCGACUAGCACAUGAACAUCAUUGUCUCAGAAUAAAGAUCCUGGGGGACUGUUACUACUGUGUGUCGGGGCUCCCAGAACCUCGCCAGGACCAUGCACACUGCUGUGUUGAAAUGGGGCUCAGCAUGAUCAAAACUAUCAGAUACGUUAGGUCAAGAACGAAGCAUGACAUUGACAUGAGAAUUGGGAUACAUUCAGGAUCGGUUCUGUGUGGAGUGCUGGGCCUGCGAAAGUGGCAGUUUGAUGUCUGGUCAUGGGACGUGGAUAUUGCAAAUAAACUCGAGUCAGGUGGAAUUCCUGGGAGAAUUCACAUCUCCAAAGCCACUCUGGACUGCCUGAACGGGGAUUAUAAAGUUGAAGAAGGGCAUGGCAAAGAGCGUAAUGAAUUCUUGAGGAAACAUAACAUUGAGACAUAUUUAAUUAAACAACCUGAGGAGAGUCUGUUGACUUUGCCUGAAGAUAUUGUGAAAGAGGCUGUCAGCUCCUCUGACAGGAGAAACAGUGGAGCAACAUUUACCGAAGGAUCCUGGAGCCCUGAACUUCCAUUUGAUAACAUAGUGGGAAAACAGAACACUCUGGCUGCCCUAACAAGAAAUUCAAUAAAUCUGCUUCCAAACCAUCUUGCACAAGCUUUGCAUGUCCAGUCUGGGCCUGAGGAAAUUAACAAGCGAAUAGAGCACACCAUCGACUUACGGAGUGGCGAUAAAUUGAGAAGAGAGCAUAUCAAGCCUUUUUCACUGAUGUUUAAAGACUCCAGCCUGGAGCAUAAGUAUUCACAAAUGCGGGAUGAAGUGUUCAAAUCAAACCUGGUGUGUGCAUUUAUUGUUCUUGUAUUUAUCACCGCUAUCCAAAGCUUACUUCCUUCUUCCAGGGUGAUACCAAUGGUUGUUCAGUUUUCUAUUCUGAUUAUGCUGCACUCUGCUCUUGUGCUAAUCACUACAGCAGAGGAUUACAAAUGUUUGCCCUUAAUGCUCCGGAAAACUUGCUGCUGGAUUAAUGAGACCUACCUGGCCAGGAAUGUCAUUAUAUUUGCAUCCAUUCUGAUUAAUUUCCUUGGAGCCAUCAUCAAUAUCCUAUGGUGCGAUUUUGACAAACCAGUAGCCCUGAAGAACCAGACGUUCAAUUCAUCUGCAUCUUUUACGGACAUCUGUUCCUAUCCUGAGUAUUUUGUCUUCACUGGUGUGCUGGCAAUGGUGACUUGUGCAGUCUUUCUUCGUCUCAACUCUGUCCUGAAGCUGGCAGUACUUCUCAUCAUGAUUGCGAUCUAUUCUCUGCUGACUGAGACCAUUUACGCUUCCCUUUUUCUACAGUACGACAACUUUAACCACAAUGGAGACACAGACUUCCUGGGUACAAAGGAGGCAUCUUUACUACUGAUGGCAAUGUUCCUUUUAGCUGUAUUUUAUCACGGUCAACAGCUCGAAUACACAGCAAGGCUGGAUUUUCUGUGGCGUGUUCAAGCAAAAGAAGAAAUCAAUGAAAUGAAGGAGUUAAGGGAGCACAAUGAAAAUAUGCUACGCAAUAUUUUACCCAGCCAUGUUGCCCGUCACUUCCUGGAGAAGGAUCGGGAUAAUGAUGAAUUAUACUCUCAGUCCUACGAUGCUGUUGGUGUGAUGUUUGCUUCUAUUCCUGGAUUUGCUGACUUCUAUUCCCAGACUGAGAUGAAUAACCAAGGAGUAGAAUGUCUGCGCUUGCUGAAUGAAAUCAUUGCAGACUUUGAUGAGUUACUAGGUGAAGAGAGAUUUCAAGAUAUCGAAAAAAUUAAAACGAUUGGCAGCACAUACAUGGCGGUGUCAGGAUUAUCACCUGAAAAACAGCAAUGUGAAGACAAAUGGGGGCAUCUGUGUGCUCUGGCCGACUUCUCCAUCGCUCUGAAUGAAAGCAUACAGGAGAUCAACAAACAUUCGUUUAACAAUUUUGAACUCCGUAUUGGGAUUAGCCAUGGCUCUGUUGUAGCGGGAGUUAUCGGUGCUAAGAAACCCCAAUACGAUAUCUGGGGCAAAACAGUAAAUUUAGCAAGUCGAAUGGACAGCACAGGUGUCAGUGACAGAAUACAAGUGCCUGAAGAAACGUAUCUGAUCCUGAAGGACCGGGGAUUUGCCUUCGACUACCGAGGAGAGAUUUACGUCAAAGGUAUCAGUGAACAAGAAGGAAAAAUCAAAACAUAUUUUCUUCUAGGAAGAGUUCAACCAAAUCCUUUAAUCUUACAACCAAGAAAACUGACUGGACAGUAUUCAUUAGCAGCUGUUGUAUUAGGACUUGUACAGUCUCUUAACAGGCAAAAACAGAAGCAAAUCCUUAAUGAGAACAACAACUCUGGAAUCAUAAAAGGACAUUAUAACCGGAGGACUUUGCUCACUCCUGGUGGAUCUGAGGCAGCAGUCCAGGCGGAAGGGGCUGACAAAACUGAAUUGCCAUAAUCACCAUUUUGUUUGUGUUCUUUUUUUUUUUGUAUUUCUUUUAUAUAUAAAAAUAAAUAUACAAAUAAAAAGGGUUUAAAUUUUUUUA